UGGUGUUUUGUUGACAUUUGUUUGUGAAAGACAAAAAAAAAAACCCAGUAGGCACGCGUAUGGGAUCGCUUAUAUUUGUUGGGAAUCAGCUAACUGGGAGACUAAAGAGCGAAUAUAGUUACUGAAAUACUUGGGGGUUUUAAAGGAGCUCAUACAAAGACUUAUCUCAAACCAAACCAGAAAGAAGAUCAGGAUCAGCAUCAGGACAGAGCAAGUCGGGAACAAAACAAACCGUGUCACCCUGACUACACACGGGCCGAAUCAUUUACAAGCUAACCGGCUGCCAUUCUCUCGGCUUUAUUUGUAAUCUUUUAUAAACGCAACUAACAUUCAGGACUAAAUUAACAAAGGCAACGCGCACUAAAUUCUUAACUCAAACGCUGUAUUUACGUGUAAUCAUGGUGAUUUAAGGUCAUACAAGCGCUGUCGGUCAGUCUAGCUAGUUAGCAAUCUAAUGUUAGCUUUUCUUACCCUUAUUUGAACUGCUUGAGCUGCUUAUUAGCUACAGAAUGUAGCCUCGGUCCUCUGUCUCUGCUCGUUUCGUGUUAGUGUUUGCUAUAAACAGUUUGUGGUGACUAAAGAAUGAAGCACAAUGGCUAACUUUGAAGCAUACCAGGAGUAUCAGAGAAUUGAGGACUACGAGGAGGACUCUCCACCAGGAGAAGAAGACUUAUUGGUCCAUGUCCCCGAAAGUCUAAAAGACUCAUGGCACCAUAUCAAGAACUUGGAUAAUUUCUUUACAAGAAUUUAUCACUAUCAUCAAAAAAAUGGCUUUGCCUGUAUGAUGUUGUCAGAAUUCUUUGAACUCAUUCAGUUUCUGUUUGUUGUCACAUUCACUACAUUCCUUGUCAACUGUGUGGAGUAUGAUGUCCUCUUUGCCAAUCGAGCAGUGAACCACACCGGGCAAGGCCAGAACCCUUAUGAAAGAAACAAAGUGACACUUCCGGAUGCCAUUAUACCAAGCCAGCAGUGCACACAGAGGAUACAAGACAACAGCUGGAUCAUAUUCCUUCUGAUAAUGGCUGCCACCUUCUGGAUCUACCGACUUAUCAAAGUCUUCUGCAACAUUUUGAGCUACUGGGAGAUCAGGCAGUUUUACAUCAAAGCACUGAAGAUUAAAAUGGAUGAACUAUGCAACUUUACGUGGCAGGAAGUCCAGGAUCGGCUCAUCAGUUUGCAGAGGGAACAGCAAAUGUGCAUUCACAAGAAAGAGCUGACAGAACUUGACAUAUAUCACCGCAUCCUGCGUUUCAAGAACUACAUGGUGGCCAUGAUAAACAAAUCGCUGCUGCCAGUUCAUCUGCAGCUCCCCCUGCUGGGCAAUGUGGUCUUCUUAACCCAAGGCCUCAAGUACAACUUUGAGCUCAUCCUUUUCUGGGGUCCCGGCUCUCUGUUUCAGAACAAAUGGAACCUGCACCCUAAGUACAAGCGCAGUGGAAAUCGCCUUGAGCUGGCUCAAAAGCUGAGCAGAGUGAUCCUGCUGAUAGGCUUGGCCAAUUUGCUGCUGUGUCCUUUCAUCCUGGUGUGGCAGGUGCUUUACGCUUUCUUCAGUUAUACUGAAGUGAUCCGCAGGGAGCCUGGAAGUUUGGGCGCACGCCGCUGGUCCCUCUACGGCCGUUUAUACCUGCGGCACUUCAACGAGCUGAACCACGAGCUGCAUGGACGAUUGGGUCGUGGCUACAAACCCACUUCAAAAUACAUGAACUCCUUCACGUCGCCGCUCCUGGCUGUUCUCGCCAAGAAUGUUGCUUUUUUCUCAGGGUCGGUGCUGGCUGUUCUCAUUGCACUGACUGUCUAUGAUGAGGACGUUCUUACAGUGCAGCACAUUCUGACCGCUAUCACUGUGCUGGGUGUAGUUAUCACUAUAACCAGGUCUUUCAUCCCGGAUGAACAUAUGGUUUGGUGUCCGGAGCAGCUUCUGCAGUGCGUGUUGGCUCAUAUCCACUACAUGCCAGAUCACUGGAGGGGGAACGCAAACAAGAGCGAGACCCGUGACGAGGUGGCACAGCUGUUCCAAUACAAAGCGGUAUUCAUUUUGGAGGAACUUCUAAGCCCUAUUGUUACUCCCUUCAUUCUCAUAUUCCUCCUGAGAAACAAAUCCCUAGAAAUCAUCGACUUCUUUAGGAACUUCACUGUGGAAGUCGUUGGAGUUGGGGAUAUCUGCUCCUUUGCUCAGAUGGAUAUUAGGCGGCAUGGAAACCCAACAUGGAUGUCAGAUGGCCAGACGGAGGCUUCUGUAUAUCAACAGGCUGAGAACGGCAAGACUGAGUUGUCCCUCAUGCAUUUCACCUUAAAAAACCCCCGCUGGCAGCCGCCUCAGGAGAGCUCGCUGUUCAUCAGCCACUUAAAGGAGAAGGUGCAGCAUGACGCACAGGGUGGGCCUUCAACACAGUUGUUGCUCUCAGAGGCCCCUCUGUGCACCUCGCUGCACUCCAACGAGUCUGGCACCGGGCCUGAAAGUCUUGUAGCCAGCGUCCUGGCCCACCCCAUCCUCACUGCAUCCGGACUACAAGGGCGAGACCAUCGUUUCGUCCCGCCCAGCUCUGCUGCAUCUGCCGCAGCCAGUGUCCUGGCCUCUUUGUCCACCUCUCAUCAUGCACAUCCAAGCCGAAGCCGACCCCAUGUCCUUUUGCCCUCCUCCGUUUACCCUGAGGCCACCAUGUACCGCAGUGACCGCACCGUCAUUAACAGCAUGUCUAACAGCGACUCUCGCAUCCGGAGCAAUGCACUGCACUCAGAGUUUGCCUCAGCAGAGAUGAGCCUUCAUGCCAUUUAUAUGCAUGAGCUCCAUCAGCAGACCUCCCAUCCACAGAGGACCUCAGGACACUGGCAGAGUUCAGUGCCAAUGAGAGAUCUUCACACAAACACAGGUUUUCAUGCUCAUAGCUCUCAUAGUUCCAACAUUUCCAUGCCAGCCCCUGCUCAACUUGGUGGCUGGAAAGAGGAAGAAGAAGAGGAUGAAGAUGAUCAGGAGAUUAACAGUGGAUCUUCUCCAAAAAAGGCCACACCACUCAGUUCAUAAGGUGCCUUUGUCAUAAGUGUUUACAUUUUCUUUCUUCGCUGAACAUUGUGGCCUUAAAUGACCUUCAUGGAGAGUUUAGUGCAGACCUUUAAAACAUCAUGUAGUGGGAAGGGUCUGCCGAUGAAUAACCACUGUUUUCGCACCUCUACACCUCAUCGUGUCAUAUCAGGGAGUCUAUGGCAUCAGGGAUUCCAUAUGUCUUCCAUCCUUUUUAUCAUGGUUUUAUCAUUAACUUGUACAAAGUUCAUUUGGACGUGUAGAGUCUGCGUGAUAUUGGAUGUAAGCAAUUUUAUGGUGACGUUAAAAAACCUCAUAACUUCGGCUGUGCUUGUUUCUGCACAAAUUCUCCAAAUACUUGCGCAUCACAAGGGUUUUCAGAAUGGCGUGUACAUCUAUGCUACAACUUGACCAUCUGAAAAGUACAACAUUUCAAUAUGUUUUUUUUUACCCUUGUGACAUGUAAAUAGACUGUGUAUUACUCCUCCUUUAAUAGGUCUUUUUUUUUUUUUUUUACAAAUACCAGAUCAAUUUACUAAAGAGCUGCCAAGUAUUUAUUUAUUGAAAAGCUGACUACAAUACUUUUAAUAUCUGAAUAUAAAACAUCUACAGACUUCAUUGACAUAAUUUCAUGCUGUUUUCCAUGUUUAAUGGGCCUAAAUCCACAUUUUGCUUAGUAUUACUAGUUCAGAUGUUUAAGGACUUUUGGUUUUUUCUUAUGAAAUGAGCAUUAAGUAUUCUUGCAAUUAAAAUCCCACGGCAGACAGGUGAUGCCUGUUAGGUCAGUUUAUUGCUUAUUUAUAUGCUAAAACAAGUAUCUAAAAACCAGUUCUCUGUAUUACCUCGAUGGCAGUGAUGAAUUUAGGCUACAGUCAAUAUCUCUGCACAAAUGCAUAAACUACUUUCAGAAUUUAAUUGCAUAUAUAAAUUGUAAUAAUUAGAUUUGCUUUCCAUAUUUACUAAGCAGAUAAGAUGAGCUUUAAUAUUUUUUUAAUAAUUGGGGCAUUUUGCUUUUCAAAUCUGUGUUAGGUAAAUUUUUUAUUAAUAUUGGUCUUCCCGAAGUUGUUACAUAAAUAUGAAAUGUCAUCAAAAGGGGCUGGUUUUUAAUCUUUUAUUAUGAUGUUUACAGAUGCUCUCCAACAUUGCUGUUUCAAAGUAGUCUCAAAAAAAUAUAGACUGUACUGGCAACAACAGGUAUUGGCUUUAAGAAUAUGUAUUACUUUUGUUACCCAAAUAUUUAAAAGUUAAAAGCAUACAUGUUACGUAUAUAGAAAAAACCAAGAUUUGUUUUUAGACAAAUAAUUUAACAAUAAAAAAAAAUUCCCCAUCCCUACGAGGUGGUAAGUCAUUUAUUCAGAUUUUAUUAGUAUCAUCAAACAACACGGCCACCUGCAUGAUGUUAAAGCAAUGGUGGUUCUUGCAUGAAGCCUCAGCAUGAGAUGUAUUGUAAUUUCCCGACAAGAAGGAAAAUACCGUUCUCCAACCAAGUUAGGUCACUCUAAAUAUGCACCUGCUUGUGUUUUGCAUUGAAAGUGAAUUUUGAGAUGUAAUUUUCACAUGUCGUACCUUUUGUGUAGAAGACACUCUGGAGCUGAUUUGUGUGCACAGAGUUCAUACAAUCUCCGUUUAUUGUUGGCCAUUUAAAUCAUAAGCAGUGCCUUAGUGUUACGGAUUAGCAUUUGCUCUUUUAGAAAGCCAUGCCAUCUAAACCAACAAAUCUACUUUUAUAGACUUAGCAGCACACAUAAUGUACAGUAUUUUCUGAUGAGCAGCUCAUAUGUGGAUAUAGCAUCAAGUAAGUUGUGGGUGUUGCUCGUACGAUUAGCCCUCAUGUCAGUCAGUCUUUUCUAUCUCCAGGACGCUGCUUCCUGUCAUGGUGUUUGGGUUUAUAUAACCAACAGAGGCAGGACUUUGUCUUUUGUCUGACCUAAUGGACAAACCCCAUACCAUCCUUUCUUAUCAACUACUCACCAGUCAAAAUAUUGCAGAGACUGGAACAAGGUGCUAUUCAGAGAUGAUGAAUAUUAUGCUUGCAAAUAGUUUUUGUUCGUUUGUUUCUUACAACGUUUGGUUUUGUUCUGUAAAUUAGGCAUUAUCUGACAAAGGAAACAUGCCAAAAUAAUUUGUUUUCUGCACAGCUUUACUAUACAUGUUCCCUGUUUGUGAGUAGAGACUGAUAAAUCCUAUUUUGAGUGUAUUUAAUCAUUUGAUGUGUGUGUGAUGUGUGUUGAAAUGUGUUCUUGAAAUAAACAAAAGCUCUCAAUUUUC
Xiphophorus couchianus (Monterrey platyfish) is the source of this 5287-nucleotide messenger RNA. It is a transcript of the gene atg9b, whose product is annotated as autophagy related 9B. The transcript is spliced from 14 exons. NCBI's taxonomy places the organism in Eukaryota, Metazoa, Chordata, Actinopteri, Cyprinodontiformes, Poeciliidae. Bases 593 to 3022 code for a protein of 809 amino acids. Gene Ontology annotation, cellular component: phagophore assembly site; autophagosome. Gene Ontology annotation, biological process: piecemeal microautophagy of the nucleus; autophagy of mitochondrion; protein localization to phagophore assembly site. The record is from RefSeq and is a predicted model, not a curated record.